This is a messenger RNA of Fimicolochytrium jonesii, 1195 nucleotides long. Its product is annotated as ribosomal protein L7/L12 C-terminal domain-containing protein. Lineage: Eukaryota; Fungi; Chytridiomycota; Chytridiomycetes; Spizellomycetales; Powellomycetaceae. Gene Ontology annotation, cellular component: ribosome. The transcript has 6 exons. The record is from RefSeq and is a predicted model, not a curated record. The coding region runs from base 349 to 1041 and encodes 230 amino acids. Gene Ontology annotation, biological process: translation. Gene Ontology annotation, molecular function: structural constituent of ribosome.
CACACCGGAACCGGACGGGUGCGCCAAUUCAUCAUUCCCAGAGCGGAUUUGGGGGACAAUGGUCAAGCCAAGGCUCAAGAAUGAAUCGAGACGGACACCGAGGGGACGCCCGUCACGAUGCGAUCAGGUGCACGCCUCAUUGCACGCAUGAAUGAUGAAUGAUGAAUGAUGAUGCAGGGCGUCGCAGGGGGGGCGCAGGAGGUGCGAAGGGGUGCGGACGAGACAAGCAGAGAGGGGAUCUGGCACCCUGCGUCUACGUGAUUCGGUGCGAGGCUGUUACUGUCUGUUAGUUCACCGCUUCAUUCGGUUUUUCCUCACAGACCAAACAGUGUUUGGAAGCAGCUCGAAAUGAGUGGCGCGGCCAGUGGCGGGCGAGUGGCGCAGACUCGUCUCGACGGGGGUGGUCGUCAAGCUGGCUGGUCCCAAGCGUGCAACGACCCCGGUGGGAAAAAUACAGGCUCGCAGCACCAACAUAGACUACUCACUCUCACAUACACAAUGCAUCCCACGUUACGCACCGUCAUCGGCCGAAAUGUCUGCCCGCGUUUGCUACAACGCCAAACCCUCCGCCCAUCGCCAAUAGCAGUCCGCGCCUUCUCAGCAUCCGCGCCAACACAACAGGCACCACCAGCACCAGUUGAGCCCAAGAUUGCGACUAUUGUCGACUCGAUCGCGCAGUUGAACCUGUUGCAGACUGCCGCGCUUGUGCAGGCUUUGAAGACGAAACUGAACAUCCAGGAUAUUGUGAUGCCCGUUGCUGCCGCCGCACCUGCUGGAGGUGCCGCCGCCGCCGCACCCGCCGCCGAGGAAAAGCCAGCUGAAAAGACAGAAUUCAAAGUAAAAUUAGAAAAGUUCGACGCAGCAUCAAAGGCAAAGAUCAUCAAGGAGAUCAAGGCCCUGCUGCCAGGCGCCAACUUGGUUGAGGCCAAGAAGUUUGUUGAGAGCGUACCGAAGGUGAUCCGGGAGAACGCGAAUAAGGAGGAGGCGGAGAAGAUCAAGAAGACGUUGGAAGCAUUGGGUGCUACCGUCAUUCUUGAAUAAGUGUCGAAGUAGGAGGAAGGGGGAUGGAUGCCGAGAGAACGAGCGGAGCAGGGAGUACGACUUGGCAAGAGAGAACGAGAGAUACGCCGUGGAUGUACCCCAUCUCGCCCAUUUGUUUAUAUAUAUUUACCAACCGCACCCCGCGCCGUAUAUG